Ilex paraguariensis (yerba mate) is the source of this 621-nucleotide messenger RNA. NCBI's taxonomy places the organism in Eukaryota, Viridiplantae, Streptophyta, Magnoliopsida, Aquifoliales, Aquifoliaceae. The record is from the annotation of a GenBank genome assembly.
AUGGCUGCUCCGAGUUACCCUCCAAUGGCUAACCCCGUGGCCUUAAUAAACCCACAAUUCUGUGCUCCUUACCCUGUGGAUCUGAUCAUUGUGAGGAAGCUCUUGACUUUAUCGGAAGGAAAUUUCACCGUCACCGAUGUUAACGGAAACGUCAUGUUCAAAAUGAAAGGCAAACUCUUUAGUCUUCGUGACCGCCGUGUCUUGCUUGAUGCUGCUGAUAACCCCAUCGUCUCCUUCCAACAGAAGAUAUGGACUGCACAUAGGAGAUGGCAAGUUCUCAGGGGAGAUAGCUCAGACUCAAAAGAUCUGCUUUUCAGUGUUAAGAAAUCUUCACUGAUACAGUUUAAGACCAAGUUAGAUGUGUUCUUAGCCUCUAACACAAAAGAAGAUGUUUGUGACUUCAAAAUUGAAGGUAGCUGGUUCGAGAGAUCAUGUGCUAUAUAUGCUGGAGAUUCUUCUACUAUAAUUGCUCAGAUGCACAGGAAGCACACAGCUAGUAGUAUUCUGCUGGGCAAAGAUACAUUUUCUGUGACUGUAUAUCCACACAUUGAUUAUGCCUUCAUAGCUGCUCUGGUGGUGAUUCUGGAGGAAAUCAAUGAGGACAGAGAUGGAAGUGACUGA